Molecule: messenger RNA, 234 nt
Organism: Metarhizium album ARSEF 1941
Lineage: Eukaryota; Fungi; Ascomycota; Sordariomycetes; Hypocreales; Clavicipitaceae
Product: ser/Thr protein phosphatase family protein
Exons: 1
Coding region: 1-234 (77 amino acids)
Source: RefSeq, a predicted model, not a curated record
AUGGCCGAAUUUCGCACAUCACUCCAGCUUUUAAACAGCAUCGACGCCCCUCUCAAAGUCGUCAUUGCCGGCAACCACGACUUUACAUUGGACACGCCCAAAUUCAAGCAGAAGCUCGCCAAGAAAAAUCCUUGGACAGAGCCAGAACUCAUCAAGAAAGAGUUUGGCGACAUGGGAGAAGCCCGGAGCCUCUUCCACGACGCACGAGCAACUGGCGUCCAUAUUUCUCGAUGA